GCAACCAAGCACCCAGGUCCACGGAGCGCUUGGCUGCGGCGGGGAGAUUUGCAUUAGGGAACCGGGCGCGCGGGGGGAGGGGGGCGGAGUUGCGCCGGCGGAAGCGCUCUCGCGCCACUGUCAGCUGCGCCGGAAGUUCCUGGUCGGGCCUGGCGGUAACCUUGGGGUCCUCGCCGCCUCCGUCGCCGCCAGGGUGGGCUGCGCGAGUCUGAGCCUCAGCCGGGUCGGGACUGGUAGCAGCUAGGAGACGCCGGGGUUGUAGGAGAGGACGCCGAGGGCCGUGGGGACCAGGAACUGCGGGCGCAGGACCGCCCAGCCGACAUGUCUCUAGUGGCGGAAGCCUUCGUCUCGCAGAUCGCAGCUGCAGAGCCUUGGCCCGAAAAUGCUACCUUAUAUCAGCAACUGAAAGGGGAGCAAAUUUUGCUUUCUGACAAUGCAGCUUCUCUUGCUGUGCAGGCCUUUUUGCAAAUGUGUAACCUGCCUGUCAAAGUGGUUUGUAGGGCAAAUGCAGAAUAUAUGUCUCCAUCUGGUAAAGUACCUUUUAUUCAUGUAGGAAAUCAAGUAGUAUCAGAACUUGGUCCAAUAGUCCAAUUCGUUAAAGCAAAGGGCCAUUCUCUUAGUGAUGGGCUGGAUGAAGUCCAAAAAGCAGAAAUGAAAGCCUACAUGGAAUUAGUCAACAAUAUGCUGUUGACUGCAGAGUUGUAUCUUCAGUGGUGUGAUGAAGCUACAGUAGGGGAGAUCACUCAUGCUAGAUAUGGAUCUCCUUACCCUUGGCCCCUGAAUCAUAUUUUGGCCUACCAGAAACAGUGGGAAGUCAAACGUAAGAUGAAAGCUAUUGGAUGGGGUAACAAGACUCUGGACCAGGUCUUAGAAGAUGUAGACCAGUGCUGUCAAGCACUUUCUCAAAGACUGGGAACACAACCAUAUUUCUUCAAUAAGCAGCCUACUGAACUAGAUGCACUGGUAUUUGGCCAUUUGUAUACCAUUCUUACCACACAGUUGACCAAUGAUGAACUUUCCGAGAAGGUAAAAAACUAUAGCAACCUCCUUGCUUUCUGUAGAAGAAUUGAACAGCACUAUUUUGAAGACCGUGGUAAAGGCAGCUCAUCUAUCAGAUCAUCUUAGAGAUAGGUCUUAAUUUAGUGAUUUAAAAAAAAUUAACUUGAAAUAUGUGAAAGACCUAGUAAAUGAUAUCAGAAUUUUAAAACCAAAAAUACUGCUUUUUGAAACCUCAGAGUAAAUUAUAUAAUGUAUCCUAUACAUGUACUUUAUACCAUUAAUUAAAGCAAUUCUGAAUGAUUUCAUUUGCUAUGUUGUACUCUAUAUCUUGAAAUUUUUGUUUUCCUUGAAACGUAUGCCUAUAAAAAUAAAGCUCAAAGAACUGUA
This is a messenger RNA of Leopardus geoffroyi (Geoffroy's cat), 1386 nucleotides long. It is a transcript of the gene MTX2, whose product is annotated as metaxin 2. Gene Ontology annotation, biological process: mitochondrion organization. The record is from RefSeq and is a predicted model, not a curated record. The transcript has 10 exons. NCBI's taxonomy places the organism in Eukaryota, Metazoa, Chordata, Mammalia, Carnivora, Felidae. Bases 322 to 1125 code for a protein of 267 amino acids. Gene Ontology annotation, cellular component: SAM complex.